UCCUUCAUCUCGUUCUUCUUCUUCUCUCUCUUUUCGACCGAUCGUUUCAGGAGAGAGAGAUGGAGAGAGGAGGAGGAGGAGAAGAAGAAACAACAAUGGGCGACGUUAAUCCGCCAACACCUUCGAAAUCGGUGACUCCGAGAUAUUUUCUGAGCUUUUGGGAGGUCACGGCAGCUUCCGGCGUCGUUUUGGGGUUUCUCAUUGGCCUUGUUUGCGUUUAUCUCACAAUGCCUCAAUCUGAUUACAGCUUCCUCAAGAUACCUCGUAAUCUCCAUGACCUUCAGAUCCUCAGAGAUAACCUGGAGGUUUACACAAGUGAUUACACAGUUCAAGUUCUUGUCGGAUAUUCUCUGGUGUAUGUUUUUAUGCAGACAUUCAUGAUUCCUGGAACUGUGUUCAUGUCUUUGCUUGCUGGUGCUCUCUUUGGAGUUUUCAAAGGCAUGGUUCUUGUUGUCUCCACUGCAACAGCUGGUGCUUCUUCUUGCUUCUUCCUCUCUAAGCUCAUUGGUAGACCUUUGAUCUUCUCGCUUUGGCCCGACAAGCUCGUCUUCUUCCAAGAUCAGGUUGCUAGAAGGAAAGACGGUUUGCUGAACUAUAUGCUGUUCUUGAGACUAACACCAACAUUGCCCAACACUUUCAUCAAUGUUGCUUCUCCAAUUGUUGAUGUUCCUUACCAUAUCUUCUUCCUCGCUACAUUCAUCGGUCUGAUUCCUGCUGCAUUUGUCACUGUCCGGGCUGGGAUAGCUCUUGGAGAGCUACAAUCACUGGGAGAUCUCUAUGAUUUCAGCUCGAUGGCGACUCUGUUUCUCAUCGGUGUGCUCUCUGUGACUCCAACCCUAAUUAGCAAGAAGAAGGCUUAGAAGAAGAACAAGAUCAAAUGGAAACAUAAGACAAAG
Brassica rapa (field mustard) is the source of this 896-nucleotide messenger RNA. RefSeq lists its product as uncharacterized. The record is from RefSeq and is a predicted model, not a curated record. Gene Ontology annotation, biological process: autophagosome assembly. NCBI's taxonomy places the organism in Eukaryota, Viridiplantae, Streptophyta, Magnoliopsida, Brassicales, Brassicaceae.